This is a messenger RNA of Sphaerodactylus townsendi, 1106 nucleotides long. RefSeq names its product guided entry of tail-anchored proteins factor 1 (gene GET1). The transcript is spliced from 5 exons. NCBI's taxonomy places the organism in Eukaryota, Metazoa, Chordata, Lepidosauria, Squamata, Sphaerodactylidae. Gene Ontology annotation, biological process: tail-anchored membrane protein insertion into ER membrane. The record is from RefSeq and is a predicted model, not a curated record. Bases 208 to 750 code for a protein of 180 amino acids.
CUUUCGUAGAACGCAACCAUCGCCUUGGCUUGUGCGCAUGCGUUGAGAAUACCUGGCGUGGUUCUGUGGGAGCGUAAAGGGGCGCGUGUGCUCAGGGACGUGCGCGUCAUUGAUUACCAGGACAAGGGAAUCUAUUGUGUGUUCAGAAGCCGGCCUUUGACUGCUGGCUACUCCGUUUUCAUUUUCUUUUAUUUCUUCGACCUAGAAAUGAGCGAGGAGCGAGUAGGAGCUGAAACCGCGACGGAUGCUGGAGCUUGGCUGCUGGUGCUCAGUUCGGUGUUCUUGUGCAACCUACUCAAAAUCCUAUUGCCUUCUUGCUCCUCCAUAAUAUCAAAGUUACUACAGAAGGAUGUUGAGCAGGAAUCACAGAUGAGGUCUGAAAUUCAGAACAUGAAGCAAGAACUUGCAACCAUUAGUAUGAUGGAUGAAUUUGCCAGAUAUGCCAGACUAGAAAGGAAGAUUAACAAAAUGACUGACAAACUUAAGACUCAUGUGAAAACACGAACAGCUCAACUUGCCAAAAUAAAGUGGGUAAUAAAUAUUGUGUUCUACAUUUUGCAAGCUGCCUUAAUGAUCUCACUAAUUUGGAAGUAUUAUUCAGAACCUGUCACUGUGCUUCCAAGCAAGUGGCUGGCCCCAUUAGAACGUUUAGUAGCUUUUCCAACAGGCGUGGCAGGUGGUGUUGGCAUUACAUGUUGGUUGGUGGUUUGCAAUAAAGUAGUGGCCAUUAUGCUUCAUCCUUUCAGCUGAGAAAGAAUUGCAAUUUCAGUCCAUUCGCACAAUUAAAAAAAUACUCUUCUGUCUCUUAUGUUUGCAUUCUUAUGACAUACUUUGCACCAACUGCAUUUUGUGCAGUAUCCUGUGAAAGAAGUGACAAGGCAUAGGAUAGAGUAAAAAUAGUUUUAUUGUAACUUUUUUAUAUUUAUAGGUCUUAGGUGUAACAUUCAAUCUUCCAGUCUUUUAUACUUCACUACAUUAUUGCACUUAUUACCGCUUACUUUUGUGGUUUUUAAAUUGUGUUUCUGAUGAGCGUUAGGUGGUUAACAUAUUUGUUACUGACCUCGUAUGUAUUUAUUAAAAGUAAACAACAAAGGGAAAAAGAAAAA